UUUUACGAAUUCACGCGAAAACAAAAUAUAGGAAGGACCAGGGAAUGUAAUUUCCUCCCAUUGAUCAAUUUCUUUUAACUCACUUUAGUGCCUUUUUAACAAGUCCAGGAGAGCACUACCCGGAGGAUUGAAAAUUUACUUAUUAUGUUUGAAAUUUAUCGUGAUUUAAAUGGACCUUGGCGUGGAAGAGUGCUUGAAAUUAGCCUACUGUUUUAGAAGUUCCUCGAAAGAAUGAAUCGACAACCAAGCUCGCAGCCUUCACAAAAACCAUCGAGAAUGAACGUAUCUCAGCCGGGAGGACCAACGAAUGCCGACUUGGCGAGUAUUUUUGAAUGUCCUGUGUGUUUUGAUUAUGUUCUGCCUCCAAUUCUUCAAUGUAGCAGCGGCCAUUUAGUGUGCUCGAAUUGCCGACCCAAAUUAACUUGUUGUCCAACAUGUCGCGGGCCUUUGGGCAGUAUCCGAAAUCUUGCGAUGGAAAAGGUUGCUAACACGGUAUCGUUCCCCUGUAAGUAUGCAUCGGCUGGCUGUGAAGUAAACUUACCGCAUAAUGAAAAACCGGAACACGAAGAAUCUUGCGAAUUUCGUCCGUACUCUUGUCCUUGUCCUGGGGCUUCUUGUAAAUGGCAAGGUUCGCUGGACUCGGUUAUGCCUCAUCUGAUGCACGCUCAUAAAUCCAUCACGACUCUUCAAGGAGAAGACAUCGUUUUCCUUGCUACUGACAUAAACCUUCCUGGCGCCGUAGACUGGGUAAUGAUGCAAUCUUGCUUUGGACAUCAUUUCAUGUUAGUGCUCGAAAAACAAGAGAAAAUCGAGGGACUACAACAGUUUUACGCUAUUGUACAGUUAAUUGGAACACGUAAACAAGCAGAGAAUUUCGUUUAUCGUCUUGAAUUAAAUGGAAAUCGACGAAGGCUUGCCUGGGAAGCUACACCCCGUAGUAUACACGAAGGAAUCGCCUCUGCUAUCUUAAACAGCGAUUGCCUCGUUUUUGAUACAAAUAUUGCUCAUUUAUUUGCCGACAAUGGGAAUCUGGGGAUAAAUGUUACCAUAUCUAUGGUUAGUUAAAAUGUAUUUAUGAAUCAAUGCAAUCCAAGCCACUACUGUGUUUGCAUUACUGUAUUUUCCCUAGUUCCUUAUUUAGGGAAUCUGUUUCCCAAUCUUAACAUCUAAAUCAUCCAAAUAUACAUCAAUAACAAUAGUUUUAGGAAUUGUUGGGAGUACUCAUUUCAGUAUAACUGAUCAGAGGACAUGAAAAGUAUAGAAGGGAAGUAUUCAAUUAAGUUUAAAAUGAAUUAAGUCCCCCCCCCCACCAUUUAGUUUGCACAGUUUAAGUCCCCCUUCCAGCUACUUUCUGAGUGAAAAAAUUCAUAAUGUAUGCAUCCAAGUUGAUAAGCUGUUGAACCUAAAAAAAGAUUAUGUUACUGUACUCUUGUUCUAGACAGUGAAAACAACAACAUAGGUACCAUGGGAGUCCUUGCUUUACAAAAAAGGACACGUACCAUGUAAGGGGAUUAGAAAAGCUGUCAAGUUAAAAGUGUAAUUUGCUACUAGGAAAGGUUUCCAUGUUGGUAUUGGUAUUGGUUUGUUAGCUCUAGUCACUGCACUGUAGUUACGUAUUUUUACAUCCUUGAAAAGUGAGCUGCAUUAUUUUAGUUUGAAAAGAUAAAUUUCCUUGGUGCAUAAUUAGUAAGACCAAUUCAGCUCAGUUAUAUUUAUGUGAGGGACAAAACAUUGUAAACUUGUGUCAAAUUUAAAUGGAGAUAUACAUGAGCAGAAUUGGUGGCUUAAGAUUUUUAAGACUUCCUGUGGCCUUAACGAAUUAGAUUACAACCAUCAGUGCUGAUCUAAUCUAAAACACUUCCUUCAACGAAAUUCCUAAUACAAUGUAACAAAACCUUGGGAGUAUUUUUUCCUUGAAAUGAAAAUUAUUUUACCCUGAGGAUCAUAACAAUGCUUUUGUGCCUUGGAAGAUUUUAUUUUCAAGAGGACAACACUAAAACCAAUCAAAAAAAAAUUCUGAGAUUUUACAGGUGGAUUUUGCAAAUUGUUUAUCCAGUACUGACCAAAUUUUCUGGACUCAAGGUAGACAUGUCAUGAAUAGGAGCACAUGUAUUCAGUUUUGGUUGAUGUCAAAUGAAUUAUAUUUUCCCAAGAUUUUUACUUUGAGUUUUUUAAGGUGAUCAAACAUUAGAGAUAGCUGUGAAGUACUGCAGGUGUAAACAUUGGUGUCCUUUAGAUUUACACAUCUUACAAAGUUUUGUUGCUUUCUUUGACAUGCCAAUGAAAUGAUAUUUUUGACAAAAUCAAUAACCCUCAAACUCUAUUUUGAAAGUCAGACAAUUCUGAUCCUCACACUCUUGGUGUUUUUUUUAUCAAGUUUUUCAUGGAAAUUCUUUAUGUAAUCCUUCAAAACUUAACAGUGACUAGCAUCUAAUUUCUCCAUACAGUAAUACUGCUAAAUCAUUUAUUAAGAUCAGGAGAAUAAGGGAGAUGAUGGCCAACCAAGCGGCUUUGAUUGUUAAUCAAAUUCUCCUUACCAGCACCAAAACAAAUGUAUAGAGAAGGCAUGGAGAUUAUGGAUACUUAAGGGACGAAGCUGAAUAACGUAUGCACACAUGCUAGGUUUUGGUGCGGAAACACAGAUUUUGGGUCAUUCGCAUGGUUGAUUUUCUAUUCUGUUCCCUUGAGGUGUUGUUUUCCUUGCUGCUUUUCUUUGGCCAAACAACUUCCUAAAACUUUGUAAGUAGUUGAAAUUUUCUCAAAUUUCACUAAAUUUUACACCUCGGACACUUGAGCCUGCAUUGUUGACAGUAUACCUUUGACGUUAUUGAGCUCUGUUUACUUCAGGUAUAAACAGUUAAAACAGUUACUAGAUUAUACUAGACACCAAUUGCAAAUUUUCAAUCAUUAGAAUAUGAAAGUGAUAAGCAGGGCUCACAAAGUAAAAGAGAAGAAAGAAAUGUGCAGUCUUACUUGACAAAUAGGUUUCUUCCACAAUUAACCAUGAAAUGAAGUACUACCCAAACCACAUUUCAGUCAUUUUUCUAAUGGAAAGCAGAAUUUCAGAAUUUUCCUAUCACUGAAGAGGAAUUAGGUUGUUCAGACAGGGUGCAAUCUCAUUUGUUGUGAUAUAUAUUUUGUGGGCUUGCGAGUAUGUAAAUUUAUUUGGGGAAUAGAAUUUAACUGGUGCAUAGGCAAAGUUGUAAAAAUACCUUUGUGCAUGCAUAUUUUGAGAACUCGAUUACAUUAUUUGUUGGUAAGGAAAGGUUUGCUCUCAAUUUGCAGUGCUGCGAUUUAAUUCAAUUAUAAUUUAUAUAACUGUCUUUAAAAAUAUAUUCCAUGUAACAAGUAGGUUUCUUUCAUACUGAGGCCACUUUUAAAUAGUGGGAAGUAAAUUAACUGUAACAAUUUGUGUCUUAUACACUGAAUUAUUAAACUGUAAAUAAUUGUUAUGAAAAAACAGUGCCAACUACCAGACAAAAUUUUGUGGCAAGGGAGUUUUCAUUGAGAUGGCGAGUAAAAAAGAGAAGAAAUGAGCUGAUGAA
Molecule: messenger RNA, 3545 nt
Organism: Stylophora pistillata
Lineage: Eukaryota; Metazoa; Cnidaria; Anthozoa; Scleractinia; Pocilloporidae
Product: E3 ubiquitin-protein ligase SIAH1A-like
Biological process (GO): proteasome-mediated ubiquitin-dependent protein catabolic process; multicellular organism development
Cellular component (GO): cytoplasm
Molecular function (GO): ubiquitin conjugating enzyme binding; zinc ion binding; ubiquitin protein ligase activity
Source: RefSeq, a predicted model, not a curated record